AUGGCAGAAAGACAUACUGUUUCAAAGGUGCUCUUUGGCCUCUUCCGUCUCGGAGAGUUCAUUAGUGCUGUCAUUGUUUUGGGCAUCCUCAGCCGAUUCACUUACUUGGCUAAUCUUGCUGACGUACAUGUCGAUGGCCGUAUUAUCUACACCAUGGUCACUGCCUGUCUUGGUAUUGUGUACACGAUCCUUACAUGCAUCCCUAUCGGUCCUCUCGUUAUCACCUUCCCAUUCGACACGGUCCUCUUCAUCAUGUGGCUCGUGGCCUUUUGCCUCCUGGAAAGUAGAACUGGCAUUCAUGCUUGCAGCUCUACUUGGUACAACAACUAUUGGGGCUAUUACUGGGGUCGAUGGUGGCGUACUGGCCCAGUCGGAGUUGUGCGUGUCAACAAUGCCGGCUGCUCCGAUUAUAGGACGGUUCUAGCAUUUUCGUUCAUUGCUUGUAUGAUCCAUAUUGGCAGUACCCUUCUAGGUGGACGCCUGUAUCGGGCAUGGAAGAAUCGCGACCGACAUCACGAGGUCGCUGACGUGCACGAAGAGAAACAGCGCCAUUUCUCCAGACUCAGGGGUCACAAAGGCGCGCCCUCAAAUGCGCCGGCCCCAACUCCGGUCUAG
Messenger RNA from Clonostachys rhizophaga, 615 nucleotides. The record is from the annotation of a GenBank genome assembly. Lineage: Eukaryota; Fungi; Ascomycota; Sordariomycetes; Hypocreales; Bionectriaceae.